AUGCCUACGCAGGCUGAAAUAUCCGAGAUCAAAGGCUCUAUUGGGUCACGGAAAGCUGACGAGAUCUAUCGACAGUUCCUUGAAGGUAGCACCAGCGUGCCCCGACCAGGUUUUAACACCACUGGCCGCGAGGUUGAUCUGGUCCUCAAUGCUUAUCCUAUUACCGGCUUUCCCACCCAGAACGUUCACCAAUAUGACGUGACCAUCCUCAAAAUUGGCAAGGAACAUGAGCAGCCACCCCCUCGCUCCCGAAAGUUCGCUUGGGAUACAACUGCUAGGAAGAACACCUGGAAGCAAAUGAUCUAUGAUGGCAAUAAGCUUGCCUGGUCCUCCAACAGCUAUGACGAAAUGAAGUCGGUUGAAGUCAACCUUGACAACAAGACUAACGACGAUAAGCCGCCUGCUUAUCGCAUAAUCAUCCGGAAAGCAAAGACCAUCAACCUCCAAGUGCUGCAAAAUUGGCUGCAGAAGAAGGGCUCUUUUGAUGAGCGAGUCCUUGAAGCGCUUAACUUCAUGGAUCACCUCCUACGCGAAUGGCCAUCCACCAAGUACAGCCCUGUCAAACGAGCAUUCUACGAUCCCAAGGAAGAGCCUCGCAACUUUGACAGCACUCUUGAUCUUCGCAAGGGUUUUUAUCAAGCCAUUCGACCUGCUUUUGGUGGAAGACUUGUCGUGAACGUCGACAGUGUCCUUUGCGCAUUUUGGCAACAGGUGACGCUUGUCAGCCUCGCUGAUGGCCUCCUCAAGCACUUUAAUUGGGACAAAACUGCUCAGGCUCUAAAGCGCAAAAACGUCAAUCCUCAGAACCCCUUUGCCGGAUACAUCUACAGCAAGGCUCACGUUUAUGUCUGGAACAAAUUGCGUCAUCUGGAGGUCAAACCAGCCUUCCAAGGCUGUACCGUCAAUCGCAAACUUCGCAUUCACAACAUAUUGACCGCGAAUUCGCACGAAAAGMCCUUCACAUGGACUGAUCCCGCCACGGGCAAAGAGGAAAAUAUUUCAAUCUUUAAUUACUACAAGCGCAGAUACAACUUGACUCUAUACUGCCCCGAAUUACCUGUGGUGGAGAUGCAAUCUUCACCUACUAAGGCAAUCUUCUACCCUAUGGAGUGUCUUCAUGUGGCUGGGCUACAGCGUUUUAACCAUAAGCUGGAUGACAAGCAAACCGCGGAAAUGAUCAAACACGCAGUGCGUCGUCCCAACAUUCGAUUUGGCGAUAUCGAAACCGCGAAGGCGAAGCUUGGUCAUUCAACCGAUCCCAUCCUCAAACAUUUCGGCAUGAAGAUCUCAGACCAGUCUAUUACAACCAAAGGUCGUCUUCUUCCGGCACCAGAGAUCCAGUUCGCGAAUGCCAAACACAAUCCGGGAACUCAAGGCCGUUGGGACUUGCGUGGCAAGAAAUUUCUGGAGACUAACAAGAUUCCCUUGAAAUCUUGGGGUGUUGGUGUCUUCAAGCAAGGCCGAAAUGAUUUGACUUUGCAAAAAGUGGAUGAAUUUCUUGAUUUGUUCCGCAAGCAGUAUGCUGGUCAUGGUGGCACUAUCGUAGGUCGGCCAGUCAUUAUGGACAUCACUGGUGAUACCGCUGAAGGUGUUUAUCGCCUUUAUAACGGCACCGGGCAAAAUUUCAACCAACGUCCACAACUGCUGCUUUUUAUCGUGCCAAACAAAGACACUAUGGUCUAUCACCGUAUCAAAAAGUCCUGCGACUGUCGGUUUGGUGUGCCCUCUCAGGUCUUGCAGCAGGCCCACGUUGAGCGCAAACAGCCUCAAUACAUGUCCAAUGUGGCCAUGAAAGUCAACGCCAAGUUGGGUGGUGUGACUUGCAAGGCUGCUCCUCGUCAAGGCUCAUUGAACCGUCCCGGCUGCAUGAUCAUUGGAGCUGACGUUUCUCACGCAGCACCUGGCAGUACCGCUUCAUCGUUGACUGCCAUCUCUGUGUCUGCGGAUCAGAACUGUGUCAAAUACAUGGGCAGUUGCCAGACGGGUUAUAGCCGAGUUGAGAUGAUCGACGAGGACAACAUGAAGAAUAUGCUCACCCCAUUGGUCGACGAGUGGACCAAGACAGUUGGAAAUGGCCGUCGUCCUCAAUGUGUGUAUUACUUCCGCGACGGCGUGUCUACUGGCCAAUUCGCACAGGUGCUCGAAAAAGAAGUCCCUAUCAUCAAAGAUGUCAUCUGCCGUGGCAGUGGCGAAAAAACCAUCCCUAAAAUUACCGUGGUGAUUGCCAACAAGCGUCAUCAUAUUCGCGCAGCUCCACGACCAAAUGACAAGGCUGCGGCUGACCGGAAUGGCAAUGCCCUACCCGGCACCCUUAUUGAACGCGAUGUCACCAGCCCGCACGACUGGGACUUCUUAAUGAUCUCGCAUGUGGCUCUUCAGGGAACGGCCAAGCCCGUGCAUUAUCACGUUAUUCGGGAUGAAAUGAACCACCAACCCGCACAGCUUCAAAACAUGAUCAACAAUCAUUGUUACCAGUACGUUCGGUCUACGACCUCAGUGUCUCUCUUCCCUGCAGUCUACUACGCACAUUUGAUUUCAAAUCGCGGCAAAUGUCAGAGUCAGGAUGAGUUUGCUGACAGUUCGGAAGAGUCUGGCGAUUCCCCUACCGACCAACCCGGUGCCCCGAAGGCAUUGCUCCCCAUGAGGACUGAAGGUCGUAACCAUCUGCAGAUGUGGUUUGUUUAG
This is a messenger RNA of Talaromyces amestolkiae, 2685 nucleotides long. RefSeq lists its product as uncharacterized. Lineage: Eukaryota; Fungi; Ascomycota; Eurotiomycetes; Eurotiales; Trichocomaceae. The record is from RefSeq and is a predicted model, not a curated record. The transcript is spliced from 5 exons. The coding region runs from base 1 to 2685 and encodes 894 amino acids. Gene Ontology annotation, molecular function: RNA binding; protein binding.